Messenger RNA from Priceomyces carsonii, 2121 nucleotides. RefSeq lists its product as uncharacterized. The coding region runs from base 1 to 2121 and encodes 706 amino acids. Gene Ontology annotation, cellular component: Rpd3L complex; Rpd3L-Expanded complex. The record is from RefSeq and is a predicted model, not a curated record. Gene Ontology annotation, biological process: negative regulation of silent mating-type cassette heterochromatin formation; negative regulation of rDNA heterochromatin formation; DNA-templated transcription. NCBI's taxonomy places the organism in Eukaryota, Fungi, Ascomycota, Pichiomycetes, Serinales, Debaryomycetaceae. The transcript has a single exon.
AUGUCAAGCAGAAGACGCUCAUCGAGAGCUAAUAAGGGACAACAUUCAAAGAGAAGUCUUGAUGAUUUGUAUGAAUACGGUGAAGACGAGGAAGCCAGGAGUGAACUAAUGUCAAAAAAAUCACACACGGAAAAUGACGACGAAGAUGGCGAUUACCAAGCAGAGGAAACUAACAAGGAUGAAGAAAUAAAUUCAAGUGGAGAUGAUAGUAAUGAUGAUGACGAAGACGAAGUCAGAUGUACACCCUGUGGGACUAAUAAAGACAAUUAUAAUGAGGAGACGGAUGAAGGUGGUAUGAUGAUACAAUGCGAUUCGUGCAAAACAUGGCAACAUGCAAGAUGUAUGGGUUUCAAGUCGACGAGAGAAAUUCCUAAGAAAUAUAUUUGCAACGAAUGUGACAAAUCAAUAAAACCGAAACACGUAUAUGGACAAAAAGAUAAGUGGUCUAUUGAAAAUCUAAGAGAUAGACACAGAUUAAGCUCUGCUAAAGCGUUUUUGGCUUUUUUCAGAAAAGCUAUUCCAGAGUCAUAUUCACUUCCCAAGGGAUUUGGUAAGGAAAGACUUGCCAAUAAAUGGACACUUGACCUCGAGAAAGUAAUAUAUGAACAUGCCCCUAAGAAAUACAACGAAGAAAGCAGGCGAAUUCUUUUUUUAAUCAAAAAGCCGUCAGUGAUCAAGCAAGUAAUCGAUGGUGAAUUAAAAUUCGAUAAGCUAGUCAAAUCUUCCCCCGAAGAGAUAGAUCCCGAUUUGAAGCAGUAUGCUGAAAAAGUACGACAAGAGUCAAUUCGUCGCUCUGUUUUGACUGCUGAUGAGAGCCAGGGCCAGCGAAUUCGUAGAACACAUAAGGGCGAAGAAAUUGUCGAAGAUGUGAAUGCACCUGAACCUGAUCUCGAUUCGAAUAUUAUUAAUAGGCACGUUGAGCGUAGUGAAACCACAGAGGGGCAUCAUCCAUCCCGAGAUAUCAUCGUAAAUGAUUCGAAUAGGAAGAAAUACAUAAAUUAUAAUCUGGAUGAGGAUGAGGAUGACAAUAAUAAUAAUUCUAACGAUACCGAGACUGAGGCUAAUAAUGAUGGCUCCAGUUUUAUCAAAAGAAAUGAAAAUGGCUUUAAUGGAGAAUCUAAGACAGAAGAUACCGAAAAGAUUGCUGUUGAUCAAGAGGGUGAGUCUAACAAUGAAGAUUCUAUUCCAGACUUAGAAGAAGAUGAAGAUUUACAAUAUAUUAUCACUGGAAAGAGACUGCUGUCAGAAGCGAGAAAUGAAGACCAGAAACCUAAGCGGAAUUUGCCACAGCUUCUCGAAACGCAUAUAUGGGAUGGAGCAAUUACCUUUCCAGAUUUUGCAUCUUUCAAUGCUAAGGCAGAAUUUUACUCUUGCUCUGGCUAUCAAUUACCUACAACCGCCGAUGCUGCCAAUUUGCACAACAGGUUUAUAAGAACGUCACGAGCGAUUCUUUUGCACCCACGAUACGAAGUUGAAGGACGAUUAGAUGCGGACAGAGCCGUGAGCUAUUUAAAUAAAAUAGUAUCCACAAGAGAUUUGUUUUUGGUGCACUUGGAACCUACUGAGAAUUAUGAUGACUUCAAAAGGUUGUUAGGGUAUCUAGCAGAUAGGAAAAAAGUGGGUGUCCUUUCUGGGAAACCUUCGUUUGUCAAAGAUUCGUAUCUUUUUCCGGUUGAUUUCUCUAGUUAUAGUUUGCCUGAUUUUUUGAAGCCUUUCAGAAAAGAUGGGACAUCGUUAGGUCUUUACGCUCUUUUUGUGGUCAAGAAGGAUUACGUUCCACCUGCUCCUGGAAUACUUAAGAAGAAAACAGUUUCGUUUGCUCAGGAAAGUGAUACAGGGAAUUCCCAGUUGUCAUCUAUCCUCAAGCAACUUAACGAAGGAAGUUCACUGCUAGGGGACAAUAUUUCGAUUAAUUCAAGUUAUGUUUCAGAAAAAGUUGAUUUUUCUGACAAAAGUAAAGGAAUUCUCUCAAAUCUAACGCAAGAUCAACGAAGAAUAUUGGAAGAUGUUUGCAGGCAAAAUCCUCAAAUUGCUGAGAACCCAGAAGCUUACUUUAAUUUACUACAGUCUUAUUUGGUUAAUGGAAACACUAGCAUUGCAACAGGUUAUCAAGGCAAUUGA